CACGGCGCGAUUCGGACGUCUGUUUCGUUAAACACAAUUCCCGCCAUUCGUAACAAAACGAUUUACACAUCAAUCAAAGGGAACAAUGGAUACCGUGAGAAUUACAGUUGAGGCGAUGCUCCUGUGAUGACGCAAGGCCGAGAGCCAUUGACAAUUAUGGACGGCAAUCUUCAGACUGACUUUUCUACGAAGAGCAAGCGAGGUAUCUACCUCUCUAAGAGCCUCACAUUUGUCAUCCUCAUCAUAUUCGCUCUAGCACUUAUCGCUACAGCUUUCAUAGUGUAUAAUUUCGCAGCCUGUCCCAGGACUGAUCAAUUAGCAAAUGUAACAAAAUUCGAUUUAUCACAUUGUGAACAAUCAAAAUUAUUAGUGAUACCGUUAAGUACUGAAAAUAGUAAAAGUGUUUUACCAGUGGAGAGUACAACAAAACAUGUUGAAUCAACAACAAAGGGUGACGAGAACGCUGUGACUGACGUUAGGUUACCCACCAACAUAAAACCAGAUCGAUAUUAUCUUAAAUUAACACCAUAUAUAUUUGAGGGUAAUUUUACAUUCGAUGGCGAAAUCAGUGUCGUUAUAACAGUUAAAAAUAAAACGAAUACAGUCACGUUUCAUGGUGUUGAAUUGAGUUUCCAUAGAAUAGAGUUAUACAAGAAAGAAGACGGUAAGGAAGUCACGAUAACAAGACGCGCGGUCGACGUUCCGAGGCAGUUUCACAUCAUAAGUACUGCGGAAACCUUGAUAGCGGGACAACAAUACGUCUUGAAUAUCACUUACACUGGAAUAUUAAAUGAUAAUCUUCAUGGAUUCUAUAGAAGUUCGUAUGAAGAGAAGAAAGUCAAAAGAUGGAUAGCCGUAACACAGUUCCAAGUCACGGACGCCCGCCGCGCUUUCCCCUGCUGGGACGAGCCCGCAUUGAAGGCUAAAUUUACAAUCAGCAUCGCCCGGCCCAGCGGCAUGACUUCAGUUUCAAAUAUGAAUAUUAUUGCAAAAGAACCUCAUGCUAUAUUAAAGGAUUACGUCUGGGAUCAUUAUGCGGAAUCUUUACCGAUGUCGACGUAUCUCGUCGCUUUCGCUGUUACCGAUUUUGCUAACAUGAGUGACAAUAACUUUUCGGUGUGGGCGAGAAAGGAGGCGCUGCCAUCAGCCGCGUACGCGCUGGCUAUAGGCCCGAAAAUACUGACAUUCUUAGAAGAAUAUUACAAAAUAAAGUUCCCAUUACCAAAGAUUGACAUGAUUGCAUUACCGGAUUUCAAAGCUGGAGCUAUGGAGAAUUGGGGAUUACUCACGUUUAGAGAGAUAGCCAUGCUAUAUGAUAAUGGUGUAUCUCCAACCACAGCGAAGGCACGUGUAGCGGCAGUGGUUGCCCAUGAAAUCGCCCAUCAGUGGUUCGGCAACCUGGUCACACCCGCAUGGUGGUCGGACAUAUGGCUCAACGAAGGGUUUGCGAGUUACGUUGAAUAUGUCGCUGUUGAUGCUGUUGAAAAAAGUUGGAAGUUAAUGGAAAUUUUUAUACUUAACGAAGUUCAAAGCGUUUUUAAGUUAGACGCUUUGACAUCGUCUCAUCAAAUAUCCGUUGAAGUUGGAAAUCCUGAAGAAAUCGGAGCUAUAUUCGACAAAAUUUCUUAUGGAAAAGGUUCAGCAAUACUUCGAAUGAUGAAUCAUUUUUUAACUGAUGAUGUAUUCAAUGCUGGCAUAACUGACUAUUUGAAUGCCAAGAAGUUCGGUGAUGCAGAACAACGUGAUUUAUGGAGUGCUCUUACUAAUGCUGCAAGAGAGAAAAACGCCUUUGAUGCUGAUGUUGGAGUCGUAAUGGAUUCUUGGACUUUGCAGACUGGUUUUCCCGUGCUAACAAUAACUAGAGAUUAUAAAAGUGGAUCGAUUACAUUUCGACAGGAAAGAUUUGUCCUAAUAAAUGACACAUUGGACGAACACAAUUCAUCAGUUUGGUGGAUCCCUAUAUCUUAUACUACAGCUUCUGAAAAAGACUUCGAAUCAACCCGUCCCAAGCUGUGGCUUAGGGGUGAAAGGUCUAUAGUGGUUGAUAAUAUACCUGUCAGCGAAAACGAUUGGCUUAUAGCUAACAUUCAGCAAACAGGCUUUUACCGCAUAAACUACGACCAGAAAAAUUGGCAAAUGCUGAUAAAAGUUCUAAACAGUCCAUCUCGCUUUGAAGAGAUACAUCCAAUCAAUAGAGCUCAAAUAAUCGACGACGCUAUGAACCUCGCUCUUUCUGGGCGUCUCGAUUACAAAACAGCUUUGGAUAUUUCGAGUUACUUGUUUCAUGAGAGAAGCUAUGUACCCUGGAAGGCGGGGCUGGUUGCUUUAGGGUACAUUGACACGAUGCUAUCGAAGGGAGCGUACUAUCUUGAAUAUAAGAGUUACGUAUUACGUCUUUUAAGCGGCGCGGUCCAUGAUCUUGGUUGGGAAGUGUCUGCAAAUGAGAGCGUAGUACGAGCUCAACACAGAGCAGACAUGCUUUCUACAGCUUGUCAUCUCCAGCAUGUUGAAUGCCUGGAACAUGCUGUUAGAAUGUACACGAACUGGAUGCUGACUCCCAACCCUGACGCAUAUAACGAGAUACACGCUGACAUAAGAAGCACAGUGUAUUGUGUUGGGGUUCAAGCAGGUGGCGCGAGGGAAUGGGGCUUCGCUUGGGAUCGUUUUAUGGUUGCAAGUGCUCCUUCUGAGAGGGAACUACUACUCUCAGUUUUAGGAUGUACCAGGGCACCAUAUUUGUUAUACAGAUAUCUUGACUUAUCACUUCGAAACGACAGUGGGAUACGUAAACAGGAUACAGUGAGAGUAUUUUCAGCGGUCGCUAGUUCUUCUAUCGGAGAGCCAAUUGCUUUUAACUUUGUUAGAGCUAAUUGGCAAAGAUUAAAAGAAUAUGUCGGAUCCGUCUCUACUCUCAACUCUAUACUCAAAGUUGUCACCAGGAGACUGAAUCAAGUACAUGAAUAUGACGAGUUGAAGAGGUUCGUCGCGACAUAUUGCAGCGAUCUUGGGCGACCAGUGCAGCAAGUACUGGAACGAACUGCGGCCAACGUCCAAUGGAUGGAAAGGAAUUACCAAACGAUCGUCAACUGGCUCUUACAAGCAGACAAAUCUUUACCCCAUAUUACUGAUGCGUGAUUUCGUACUUCCUACUCAUGAUUAAGUUAGAAUAAUACUCAAAUACCGGAUAUUUGCUAAGAAAAUUAUGUUCAUAACAUAUAAUUGUGUAUUUAAAUGUUAACUUUAGUCUGAUUCAGAUUGGUGUAAGAAAUUAAUCUUAAGUCUCACUGUGAAUAAAACUAGUCUAAAGAAUCCGUAUAAUGUUUGAUAAGCUUUUUAUUACCCAUUACAAAUUUUUGAUUGUCUCAUCUUGUGGUUAGCUUAUAAGACUGCAGAGCCCGAGGUCCGAAGUUCAAAUCACGCGUCAGUCCUUUGUGUACACACAUGUACUAUAGAUAUAUCUUACGUGGCUGGCUAGACUCCGGUCGGUCGGUCUCCGUGGCCGAAAUUGGUCAAGAGAUGUCUUUUUAUUUGUGGUUUGUGGUUUGGUGACCAUAAUUAUAAAAUUCACCACUACAAAUAAUAAAACAAAGUCCCCCCGCCGCUUCUGUCUGAACGCGAUUAAGUCAAAUACUACCGAACCAUUUUUCAUGCAGUUUUCACCAAUGGACGGAGUGAUUCAUGAGAAAGGUUUAAGUGUAUAAUAAAAUUCAUUUAAAUUUAGUGUGAACUGGUUGAAAUAUGAUUGUUGAAGAUAUAGGAAAGUUAUGCCAACUGAGAAAUUUUACUGGCAUGUACUGCGUAAACCAAUAGAGUUAAUUGAAUUGCGAUACAAACGUUUUAUUUAAAUAUAUUACCGGUGCGAAGCUGGUAGUUAGUUAAUUAUAAAAACACGCCUGUGUUUAUAAUUAUCGAAAAAAUAAAGCAAAUAUGCUCAAAGGACUACCAUGAGGCAUUAAAAUCCUCUAUCCACUUCUCGGUAAGGUUAAUUGGAUGUUAGCAAAUUAAUCCACUGGCCUGGUGCUAAAAGCGCCAAUGUCAACAAGUACAAUUUUUAAAAAUUUAAUUAAUGUAAAAAAAUAUUUAUAUUGAGUUUUGAAGUUGGAAGGACAUGUUAUAAGGAAAACUGCAUUUGUCGGAUGAAGUUCUGCUGAAUAUUUAUCCACCGCAUCGCAUUGGUGGACUAAGGUCCAAGCUUUUUCCUAAUUGGUGAGAAAGAAGAAAUUGUCGUUGACGCUGUUAAAAUUGAACUUUAAAUAAAAAUAAAUAAGGCUGCGUAAAUAUAUACAUAUUGUAUUUGAAUCCUACCAGUAAGUUUUACGAGAUAUGUAUGUUAUUUCAAUAGUGUCGCUUUUAUUUUUAUUAUCGAUCAGAAAAUACAAAAAUCAUUGUGUGUUAUAAAAUCAUAAUCUGUCCGACAAAUUCGAUUAAUCAAUGUCACGGCGAUUCGUGCUACGACAUUAUAUCCUAAAUUUAAUAUAUAAUUCAACACCUGAAGACUGGUCUGGAUUUCCAUAAUACAUGACUUUAAUUUUUCUUCCACUAUCCUCCGGCCUACGCUGCGAGCGUAUAAUCUGUAUUUUUUUUUAUUAAUUAGGCAGCCAAGGUUAUAUAUUAAGAAAAAAAUUGUAUUUUUUCUUAUAUAAAACAUUGUAACACAUAUAACAGGUAUCAUAAAUAAAAUACAACGCUUAACUCGUUAUCAGUAUUGUAGUUUAAUACAUAGUUUUAAGUAAAUAAUGAUUUAAAAGAAACUAAAGCGGCAUAUCUAUUCACUAAAAUCCGUUCAACUUAUUAACUUUUUUUCAUGAAUGGUUUAUGUUGUAAGCGUUUAGACUCAGUAACACCUGAUUACUUAUAAUAUGGUAUAUGUAAUAGAAUCAGAAACGUAUAUCCGACUAAGGUAGGUAAAAAAGUGGAUGUUAGAUAUAUAUAGAGUUUCUUAUGUUAGUAAAUCAAUAUAAUAUUAAAGCCAGUGCCAGUUAAAGUGCUUCGUUGGUCUAGUGGCUUGAUAGAUGGCCGCAGACACGGAGGUCCUGGGUUCAACUCCCACUUCAAGCCAAUAAAAAGUUAUUGGGUUUUUCUGUCAGAAAAUUCUCAGUAGCAGCCCGGAGUCUAGAAGUUUGAAGUGUGUACACUCCUGUGCCUCAGAAAGUACGUAAAGCCGUUGGUCCUGCGCCUGAAUUCUUUCUGGUCGUGCCGGAUUGCCGUCCCAUCGGAUUAUGAUAGUAAGGGAAUAGAGAGUGCACCUGUGUUUGCGCACACACUUGUGCACUAUAAUAUCUUCUGCGUAGUUGGCUAAUCUCUCUUGAGAUUGGCCGCUGUGACCGAAACCAAUCUGGAGGACAUUAUUAUAAUAUUAAAAGAUUAACGGUUUUUCUGUCGGUGUUAUAUGUACAUAUGUAUAACCUUGAGAGUUGAAAUUUAUUUCAUAUUUUUUUUUAUUAACACUUCAUUUUUUGAAUAUCAAUACAUUCGUAAGAAUUAUCGAGGAAUUCUUCUUAUCAAAAUUAUAAUAUGUUUAUACUCGUAGCCUAAAGCAUUUCGAUUCUGCUUCAACAAGGAUUUUUAAUCAUUUAAUAUAAUUAAAUUUUGCAUAUCACAUAACAACAUAAUUUUUUGUGCAAUAAUCGAGUACCUAUGUAAUGUCAAACGAUUACGUUAUUUAUUUCAAAUAUUAUGCUUAUUCUGUAUAUUGAAGCACCAAUUCUGACAGAUUAAUAGAUAAGAGACCUUACUUACAAAUGUUGUUUCAAGGAUGUGUAGUUAAUCAUAUUUUUCUCUCUUUCUAUCAUCAAUGGUUUGGUAUCUAAAGAAAUAGACAGCAAUGCUAAAUCAACACGCCUUAAACAACAUUUAUAAGUAAAGCAGUAUGUGUA
Molecule: messenger RNA, 5876 nt
Organism: Nymphalis io (European peacock)
Lineage: Eukaryota; Metazoa; Arthropoda; Insecta; Lepidoptera; Nymphalidae
Gene: superdeath
Product: aminopeptidase N
Exons: 14
Coding region: 127-3135 (1002 amino acids)
Biological process (GO): proteolysis; peptide catabolic process
Cellular component (GO): cytoplasm
Molecular function (GO): zinc ion binding; peptide binding; metalloaminopeptidase activity
Source: RefSeq, a predicted model, not a curated record